Molecule: messenger RNA, 2237 nt
Organism: Myotis daubentonii (Daubenton's bat)
Lineage: Eukaryota; Metazoa; Chordata; Mammalia; Chiroptera; Vespertilionidae
Gene: SLC47A1
Product: solute carrier family 47 member 1
Exons: 17
Coding region: 151-1875 (574 amino acids)
Biological process (GO): xenobiotic detoxification by transmembrane export across the plasma membrane
Cellular component (GO): membrane
Molecular function (GO): xenobiotic transmembrane transporter activity; antiporter activity
Source: RefSeq, a predicted model, not a curated record
GGUCGCCCGCUCCCGGCGCCUGGCGGCUGGCGGCGCGCCCACCUGGCGGGGCGGCCGCGGGGAGGGCGGGCCGGGGCGGGACCGCGAGGAGAGGAGCCGUCGCCCUUCGCCUCCCGCCGCCGCCUCCGCACUCCCCGCGCGGCCGGCCACAUGGAGACGCCCGAGGAGCCCGGGCCCGGGUCCCGCAGCCCGGAGGCCGCCCCCGAGCGCCGCGGGCCGCGCUGCUCGCCCUGCCCGCCCUGCCCGCCCUGGCCCCACUUCCGAGAGGAACUGAGGGCGCUCCUGGCCCUGGCGGGCCCCGCGUUCCUGGCCCAGUUGAUGGUGUUUCUGAUCAGUUUCAUAAGCUCCGUGUUCUGCGGCCACCUGGGAAAGCUGGAAUUGGAUGCCGUCACACUUGCAAUCGCAGUGAUCAAUGUCACUGGUAUCUCCGUGGGAUUUGGCUUAUCUUCCGCUUGUGACACCCUCAUGUCUCAGACGUACGGCAGCCCCAACAAGAAGCACGUGGGGGUCAUCCUGCAGCGGGGCGCGCUCAUCCUGCUGCUCUGCUGCUUCCCCUGCUGGGCGCUCUUCCUCAACACCCAGCACCUCCUGCUGCUGCUCCGGCAGGACCCGGCCGUGUCCAGGCUUACCCAUACCUAUGUCAUGAUCUUCAUUCCAGCUCUUCCUGCGACGUUUCUUUACACGUUACAAGUUAAAUAUCUGCUCACCCAGGGAAUCAUACUGCCCCAGAUCCUAACCGGAGUUGCAGCCAACCUCGUCAACGCUCUCGUCAACUAUCUGUUUCUCCACGAACUGCAUCUUGGGGUGAUGGGCUCAGCACUGGCCAACUUGAUUUCCCAGUUCUCCCUGGCUCUGUUCCUCUUUCUCUACAUCAUCUGGAAGAAACUGCAUCGAGCUACCUGGGGAGGGUGGUCGCUGGAGUGCCUGCAGGACUGGGGCUCCUUCUUCCGCCUGGCCAUCCCCAGCAUGCUCAUGCUGUGCAUGGAGUGGUGGGCCUACGAGAUCGGGAGCUUCCUGAGCGGCAUCCUCGGCAUGGUGGAGCUGGGGGCCCAGUCCAUCGUCUAUGAACUGGCCACUAUGGUCUUCAUGAUACCCACGGGCUUCAGCGUGGCCGCCAGCGUCCGGAUUGGGAACGCGCUGGGCGCCGGAGACAUCGCGCGGGCCCGGAGGUGCUCCGUGGUCUCCGUGCUGGUCACAGAGCUCUUUGCGGUAGCCUUUUGUGUCCUGCUGUUAAGCUGUAAGGACCUUGUGGGGUACAUUUUCACGACAGACCGGGACAUCCUGGCGCUGGUGGCGCAGGUGGUGCCGCUGUACGCCCUGUCCCACCUCUUCGAGGGCCUCGCGUGCACGGGCGGCGGCGUCCUGCGCGGCAGCGGGAACCAGAAGGUGGGCGCCAUCCUCAACGCGGUGGGCUACUACGUGAUCGGCCUCCCCAUCGGCAUCUCCCUGAUGUUCGCCACCAGGCUGGGCGUGAUCGGUCUGUGGGCGGGGAUCAUCGUCUGCACCGUCUGCCAGGCCGUCUGCUUCCUGGGCUUUAUUGCUCGGCUGAACUGGGAGAAAGCCUGUCAGCAGGCUCAGGUACAUGCCAACAUGAGACGACCCGUGGCCCAGGAUGGGACGUCGCUGGCUCAGGACCUACUUGACCCAGGGGGCCCUGGGAGCCGGGGAGAGACCGGGGUGAGAGACGCUGGAAAGAAAGACGAAGCCCCGCUGGAUCAGCAGCUGCACCAGGAAGCGGCCCCUCGGAGGCCGAGGCCCCGGCCGCCGGCCGGCCUGACCGGGAGGCAGCUGGCGCUGCGGCGGGGGCUCCUGCUGCUGGGGCUCCUGGCCGUGCUGCUGGCGGGCGUUCUGGUGCGGGUGUGUGUCCGAGCUUAGGGCGGCGGAGAGAGUCGGGCCAGUAAGACUCUUGAGCUCACAAGCAAAUCAUAGGCACCGUGGGGAUUUGUCUGCAGGUAAGGCAAGUCAGCCGUGCCCACGGCUUUCAAGAACUGAGAGUUCAAAGACGUAUUUUCCAAGGAAGAAAAUGAACCAAGUAAAAGCUACGUUCUUACCACGACAAUGUCUGAGAAGUCACGUCAGCGGGAAGUUCAUCCCCCACGGCCUCGCCAAGGACCACUGUGCGGACUGCAUUCCUCGUGGCUUUGCUGUUCUGCUCACUGUUUCUUUAGAUACAAACCCAUGUGCUGAGUGCUUAAGGGCUGCUGCUAUCUGAAUUAUUUAAAAUAUGUUACAAUAUA